UUUUUAUUAAGAUAGAUAAUAUAGAUGCACACAUAUUUCCACAAGCUAUGAUUCUUCAAUCUGCAUUUCACUACUAUUCUCAUAUCAUUUUGAUGAUAAUAUCCAUAUAUCCAUUGUUGUUGGCAUGUGCAAAAGAUCUUACCAUAGCAAAACCUGGUUGUGUUUCCACAUGUGGGAACGUCGACAUCGCUUACCCUUUUGGUAUGAACGACUCCAAUUGCUACGCUCACAAAUUUUUCGAGAUAGAGUGCAAAUAUCACAAGCCUUACCUUGCAUCAUUCAAUCUUGAGGUCACACAAAUUUAUGUAAACGUUAGCACAGUGGAGAUCAAGAACCCAAUCUACUAUAGCUGCCAAAGCAAAAACGCUUUCAUAAACCUAACAGGAAGCCCUUACGUGUAUUCCCAAGAAUACGACAAAUUCAUGGCCAUUGGUUGCAACAAACUAGGGUUCUUGCGUUCCAACGGUUCAAAGGUUGGCGGUUGCGUGUCCAUCUGCGACGGCGACGAAGCUGUUGGAAAGGUUGAAUUCGGAAACGACGGUUGCCAUGGGAGAUACUGCUGUGAGACUUCACUGCCUAUGCAUGUUUGGGAGUACAACGCAACAAUAAGGGAUAUUAUUAUUGGAGAUGGAAGUGAGAGCAACACGUGUAGCUAUGCCAUGAUUGUGAGUGAUGCUUGGCUUCACAGUUAUGGUUUGGGGAUUCAGAAACUUAGUAACGUCGAGAACAUGAUUGAUGUUCCUGCUGUUCUUGAGUGGGAGAUUCGGUAUGAUAUGGGGAUCAAUUCAACACUCUCUCCUUCUCGUGCUUGUUGUGACGCUUCGAGUCUUACGUCUCCAAGCAACACUUCCUCUGGUUUUAGGUGUCGCUGCUUGGAUGGUUACGAUGGCAAUCCCUACAUUCGAGGGGGUUGCAACGCUGUGGCAUCCGGUAAAGAAAGUGGAUCCAAAUGGGCUAUAGUAGGAGUUUCAUCAAGUCUUGGGUCAGUCAUUUUACUCCUUGGUGGAUGGUUGUUGUACAAACUUAUAAGGAAGAGAAUAAUAAAGAAACGCAAGGAAAAGUUCUUCAAGAAAAAUGGCGGUUUGUUGUUAAAACAAAAGUUGUCUUCAGGCGAAGAAAAUGUUGACAAAGUUGUUCUCUUCACCUUAAAAGAAUUAGAAAAUGCCACUGACAACUUCAAUCUAAACAGAGUUCUUGGAAAAGGAGGUCAAGGUACCGUUUACAAGGGAAUGCUAGUAGAUGGCAAAAUCGUUGCAGUCAAAAAGUUCAAAGUCCAAGGAAACACUGCAGAAUUCAUCAAUGAAUUCGUUGUUCUUAAUCAAAUUAACCAUAGAAAUGUGGUUAAGUUAUUAGGGUGUUGUUUGGAGGAUGAAGUUCCUUUGCUCGUUUAUGAGUUUAUUCCCAAUGGUAACCUUUAUGAACAUCUUCAUGAACAAAAUGAGAAUUUACCAAUGACAUGGGACAUGAGAUUGAGAAUUGCGAGUGAGAUUGCAGGAGCACUUUUUUACUUACACUCCAUUGCUUCUCAACCCAUUUAUCACAGAGAUAUCAAAUCAACAAACAUACUAUUGGAUGAAAAGUACAGGGCAAAAGUGGCAGAUUUUGGAACCUCUAGAAUAGUUUCUGCUGAAGCUACUCAUCUCACUACGGUAGUUCAAGGAACUUUUGGUUAUUUAGAUCCCGAAUACUUUCAAACUAGUCAGUUUACUGAUAAGAGCGAUGUUUAUAGUUUUGGAGUAGUGCUUGUCGAACUUUUAACCGGACAGAAGGCAAUAUCGUCGAUAAGAUCGGAUGAAGUGAGGGGUCUAGCAUCGUUUUUUGUUGUGUGUAUGGAAGAGAAUCGGGUAUUUGACAUUGUUGACAAAAGAGUGUUGAAGGAGGGAGAGAAAGAACAUAUAAUUGCAGUGGCUAAUCUUGCAUAUAGGUGUUUAGAGUUGAAUGGGAGAAAAAGACCUACUAUGAAACAAGUUACCUUGGAAUUAGAAGGGAUUAGAAGAUUGGAUUAUUGGAAGGGUGGUUCGGCACAAGAAAACUUUGAAGAAAUUGAGCUCGAUAGAAAUGAAGACAAUCAACUAUGGGAUGGAUAUUCAUAUUCUAAUAUGUCAGAAACAUUGCACACUACUACAAGUAGCAGCAGGGAACUCUCCGAGGUUAUGCCUAUUCUUACAAUGAAAUAAUUGGAGUUGUUCUUAUAGUGUACAUAUAUUAUGUUGUCUUGACUUACUAGAGUAAUACACAUUUAUGUUUUAGAAAC
Arachis ipaensis is the source of this 2254-nucleotide messenger RNA. Its product is annotated as wall-associated receptor kinase-like 10. Gene Ontology annotation, molecular function: ATP binding; protein serine/threonine kinase activity; polysaccharide binding. Gene Ontology annotation, biological process: protein phosphorylation; cell surface receptor signaling pathway. The record is from RefSeq and is a predicted model, not a curated record. Gene Ontology annotation, cellular component: plasma membrane. Lineage: Eukaryota; Viridiplantae; Streptophyta; Magnoliopsida; Fabales; Fabaceae.